Molecule: messenger RNA, 636 nt
Organism: Scomber japonicus (chub mackerel)
Lineage: Eukaryota; Metazoa; Chordata; Actinopteri; Scombriformes; Scombridae
Product: ion channel TACAN-like
Exons: 7
Coding region: 1-636 (211 amino acids)
Biological process (GO): fat cell differentiation
Cellular component (GO): membrane
Source: RefSeq, a predicted model, not a curated record
AUGUUGUUCAGUCCAGCGGGAGUAUCUGAAUGUUUCCGGGAAUGGGAAGAUUUAGAGAAGGACUACCAACAGAUUCUGGACACUCAUCGUCUCUAUAAGCAGAAGCUGGAGGAAGUCACCAAAUUGCAAAACAGCUGCUCCGGUGCAAUCGCUCGUCAGAGGAAGAAACUGAAGGAACUCACUGCGUCGCUGGAAAAAUGCAAAAAAAAACACCCGACACCAAAGCUAAGUCCGGAGGAGUUUGACUCCAUUGCUGAAAUCGAGGAAUCAAUCAAAGACAAAAAAGACACUUUCUUGGACAUGGAAGCUUUUCUGCCAAAGAAAAACGGGUUAUACCUCAGUCUUGUAUUAGGAAACGUCAACGUAACACUCCUCAAUAAACAGUCCAAAUACGCCUACAAAGAUGAUUAUGAGAAAUUUAAACUGGUUGUCACCGUCAUCGUCUUCCUGUUCUCCUUCACCUGCAACUUCCUGUUCAGCUACAGAGCCUUAGAUGCCCUUUUCAACUUCCUGUUGGUGUGGUAUUACUGUACGCUCACCAUCCGGAAGGGAUCCUCAUCAGCAACGAUUAAAGGCUGGUGGGUUUUUCAUCACUAUGUGUCGACCUUCCUGUCUGGAGUCAUGCUUACUUGGUGA